Molecule: messenger RNA, 1268 nt
Organism: Paramacrobiotus metropolitanus
Lineage: Eukaryota; Metazoa; Tardigrada; Eutardigrada; Parachela; Macrobiotidae
Exons: 3
Coding region: 211-1092 (293 amino acids)
Source: RefSeq, a predicted model, not a curated record
UAACUGCAGUGUAUACUCAUUACCCUGCACAAUCGCGUACUUGUUAAUUAUGCCUGGUACUUAAUUACCCCGAACUACUGUAUGCACAGCAGAAAUUCUUUUCCUGCAUAUAUAAUCGAAUUUUGACGUGUCUCUCGUCGGCUUCUCUUAUUCAUUUUCAUAAGAUCAUUUGUUUGCCGCUUAAUCGAGUAUAGAAAGCCAGGACGAACGAUGAGAGCCAUCUCCAUCGUUGUCGUUGUCCUCUCCGUGUGGAGAGUACACGGGCAGACGACCGCGUAUUAUGCUGCGACAAAUCAGAUGACACCAUCCGGAUCCGGCCAGCAAACAACAACCACCUCUUCCGGUGGCGGUGGCGGAUCAACGACAACCCAAGCAUCAACCAACCAAUCCACGACAUGCGUUCCCAAGCUGCCACCGGUUGGAUAUGCCUUUGAUACUCCAGCCCAAAACGGCAUCUGGUACCAGUACAUGUAUGGACCGCCCGGUCCCAACCUGCACGAUCUGAUCAACUGUAUGGAGCUGGACCGCGGGAUUGGCUGGGUGUACGAUUCCAACAAUGGUGCCUACAUGCAGGCCACCGCCGCCUUGUGCCGUUUUGAUGCCGCCCCGCACGACUGCUGGGGCGGUUACGUUAUGCAGAACACCACCUGCGACGGAUACUGUUACGGUUUAACCCGGCUCAGCGCCAAUCUGGGCGCCGGUGAUGGAUUAUCCAAGCACUGGUUUUACAAGCUGUACUUGGAGCCGAAUUUCUUCUAUCUGCGUGCCGGCUGUUUUGACCCCGAGGACUUCCUAAGUCCCGGCAGUACCUGCAAGCAGCCAGGUAUGUCGGUGUGGACGCGCAAGAAGCCAAAGGACAUCACCCCGCUGGAGGACGCCAUCAUCCGUGACGCCAUCGAUGACCGCUUCCAGUUUAUGUGCGUGACAUCCAAGGACAUGGUCUACAAUACAUGGAUGUACGAUCUGCCGGACUGUGAUUUCCCGGGACGGCCGCAGAAGUAUCUGGAUGAUCAGCGCUGGGCCGAAGAGAAUCUCGUCACCAAAUGUGCCAGCAAGCAGGGCAGCUCCUGCGCUCCGGCUUCGUUCUAUUGAGUCAAAUUUCGCGCUUGCACCCUUUCUACGUCUGCAGCUACGCUAUGCGCAGCUUAAAUGCAUUUACAUCGAUAGUUUGCGUGGUCGCUUCCUUUCCUCUUGUAAAUAGAUUAAUGGCCGUAAAACAUUGUAAUAAAAUUAUAGUAAUAAAACAUUGUAAUAAAAUGGCAUUACUG